AUGUCAGCUGAUCUAUUCGCAGAGUUCAGCGCUGACUCGAACACCAGUCAGACACAGCAGUCCAAAGCCAACACUGCUACGCAGCCAGCUUCUACAUUCAGCUUCUUCGAUGACUUGAACAGCCAGGGGCCAGGCGCUCCUCAACCACAGCCAACUGCAUUCACACCGAGCUUCGGACGUGACGAUUCCCUCGCAGCACAAACAUCAACAGAAGACGACACUGAUGAUUGGGGCGACUUUGAGGGCGGCUCAAGCUCUGCGAAUCCGGCUCCGGCUGCGCAACACGACCCUUUCGCAUUCCUAUCAAACCAGUCUCAGCCUCGACAGCAAACAUGGACAGGUCAGCCGUCGGCCCACGAUCCGUUUAGCUCCCAGCCGGCCUAUCCAUCCCAAGUAUCACAGGAGUCGUGGAUCAAAGCCCCCAUCAUCAAGGCGAAGAAGCCCGCAGAUUCAAGCGUGCUUUUCGAUGCCGAGGACCUGGAAGAUGAUGAUGACUUUGGCGAUUUCGAAGACUCGCAGUCAAAACCCGUUACACCAGCGCCGACGGUGCCAGUAGGGGGCUCACCAGCUCUAGUCGACCUGCUGGGAGAUCUGGAUGUGACACAGCCUAAGCCUUGGGUAAGUAGCACGAAGAACAAGGCGAGCUGGAGGCCCAGACCCACGAAACCGAGUCGAGGUGAAGGCAAACAGCAAGCCACUGCACCGAAAGCACAGGUUGUCGAUGAUAGCUGGGACACAUUCGAUGACUGGGAGGCUUCGAUACCUGCAGAAGCGUGGAAGAAGUCGGAAGGGACCAAGAGCGCACCUACUCCGACAAGCUCAGCACCUGCGCCCAUUCUGUCUCCUGCAGUUGGCGACGUAUCUCCGGGGGAACUACCGCCCACCAAUGUUCCACCGCCCGGCGUGCUGCUUUCACUGUUCCCAUCCUUGUUCGCAGACGCGCAGGAGAAGCUAUUCAAGCCCAUGGCCGCACAAACGCUGCCGAUGAGGAACAAGCUUCUGGCGGAACCGGGUACGAUUACCUACCUCCGCGGCUAUCUCAUGUUGGCGUCUGUUGCGGCACACGUCAUGGCAGGUCGCAAGCUACGGUGGAAGCGGGACCAGCAUCUCUCCCAAGGCAUGAGGAUUGGACCGGCGUCGUCUCGGGCUACGUCAGGCAUGAAGCUUACAGGCAUCGACAGGGGCGAGAACCUAAAGGAAGAAAGAGAGGCUUCGGAUGUGGUCAGGGUGUGGAAAGAUCAGGUUGGAAGGCUACGACAUGUGGUCUCUGGUGUCAACCAGAUCCAAGCCGGUACUUUGGGGGCUGUGCCGGAUCUGCAGGAGACGAUGCCGGUCAGGACGCUGAAGCAGUCUGAAGGUGGUGUGCCUGCGCGGCAAGCGUGCAUGAUGUGUGGGUUGAAGAGAGACGAGAGGGUGGGUGCGGCAGACAUGGCGGUCGAAGAUAGUUUUGGGGAGUGGUGGAUUGAGCAAGUCAAGAUGCAUCGAGGGUGUAGAAACUUUUGGAACGAACACAGGGACAAGCUUAGACAGCGAUGA
Ascochyta rabiei is the source of this 1536-nucleotide messenger RNA. RefSeq lists its product as uncharacterized. The transcript has 2 exons. The record is from RefSeq and is a predicted model, not a curated record. NCBI's taxonomy places the organism in Eukaryota, Fungi, Ascomycota, Dothideomycetes, Pleosporales, Didymellaceae. Bases 1 to 1536 code for a protein of 511 amino acids.